This is a messenger RNA of Neospora caninum, 4530 nucleotides long. RefSeq lists its product as hypothetical. The coding region runs from base 1 to 4530 and encodes 1509 amino acids. NCBI's taxonomy places the organism in Eukaryota, Apicomplexa, Conoidasida, Eucoccidiorida, Sarcocystidae. The transcript is spliced from 4 exons. The record is from RefSeq and is a predicted model, not a curated record.
AUGCUGCCUUCUUCCGCUUCGCCAGCUGCUUCUUCAGCGGCAAUUCUUCCCUCCACCUUUUCCGGUCUUCGCCCACACGCAGCAGAGAGCCCUACUUCCGCCCUCGCGAUUUCCCACCCCGACGCCGCUCGCCCCUGCCGCGCACUCCUUCUGCCCGAACCUGCUUCCCUGUCGCCUCCUUCUUCACGUUCCCCUUCCUCGCUCUCUUCUGCUCGACUCGCGCGCGCGCCGGACCACCUUGCCAUCGGCGCCAAAGAUCCUCGGACACGCAGGCCUCUUCAGGCUGCGUAUUCGACAUCGGCCCUCACGCCUGCAGUCUCCCUCAGGCUCGAGAGCAGCGGCGCGACGCGCCUUGUUAAGACACCUCAGAGGCAUCCUGGCUGUCUGCCGAGCGCAGGGAGAGAAGAGGGCCUCCGAAUCGAAGACCACGACACUCCCUCUCUUUCCACUGAGAGAGACGGGAGCGCCGGCGGAGAUAAAUUGCAAGGCAAGACAGGAGAGACCGCUGGAGUCGCAGAAGCCACCCUGCGGGGAAAAACCGGGACGUCUUCCGCGCUGGAAACCCCCCUCCGAGGCGCUUCGCUUUCCUCGUCGCGUUCUGCGUCGUCUCUUGUUUCUCCUUCUCUUUUGUCUUCUCGGUCUUCCGCGUCUCUCCUGACUUCGUCUCUCGCCUCCUCGCUUCUUUCCUCCGCACCUGCUUCGUCCUUGUCUCUGUCCGUGGACAAACGCGCGGGAAGCAAGCUGACGCAGUCUUGGGGCUCGGGGAAUCCUGGCGAGAAAGGCCACAUCCUCGAUGCUCUCGCCGGCUCGCCUGCUGCCAACCGACAAAGUCGGUUGGAUCGAGACGCACCCGCAGUCGACGAGGGAACGGGAAGCAAGCAGACCACGCCGACCCCGCAUGCAUCUGUCAAGGCCCAAAUGCCUGCGGCACGAGAAACCAGCGUCGCCGAGGCGCUGAGGCAGGGAAAGACUGCCGAGGAAGCACGAACGGGAACGGCCAAGACGCGAGACGAGGCGCAGCAGGAAAGCCGCGAGGAGAGGAAAGACCGACUCAAGGAAGAAAUCUUGCAGCUAUGCCAGCGACUGAUGCACUCCAACACCCCCAGCAAAAUCGAGAAGCAGGCUGAAGGCGCUGCACAGACUACUGCUUCCCCACGACGAGAAGGACAGAGAGGGGACGAGAGAGAAGGAAAGAGAGAAUCAGACAGAGACGAGGAGAGGACUGAAACGCAGGGGUGCCGGACGAACUUUGAGUCGUCCGUGUCUCCGCCGCGCUUGCCGUCUUCGGUGUCUGCUCUUUCGUUUGAGACAGGCAGCCCGUUGUCGACUACACAGACUCUUGCCACGUCUCUUGCUUCGCGCUCUUCUGUUUCGUGUGGCAAGGACCGUGCGGGUUUUCGGAAGAACCACGGCUUUUCGUUGUGUUCGCUGUCGACGCUUUCCUCGUUUGAGCUGUCCGACGUCUUUGCUUCGCCGCCCAAACACGGCAGCGGCGCACCUCCGUCGCUUCCGGGCUGCUCUCCGGCUCCUCAAAAAGCGGAGGAAAUCGAGCCGGGCGACGCAGAGGCAGAAAGCCAAAGCACGCCCAUCCACGAUACACCCGAGGCGAACGAUGCGCAAUCUGUUCAACCAAGCUGCGCGCUGCUAGACCCGCGGAACUCUUCCACGUCUGAUUCUUUCAAAAACACGACACCCACUUCUUCCUCUUCUUCCUCUUCUUCCUCUCAUUCGUUUCCUUUUCCUGUUUCCUCUGGCGUGAACGCGAGGCCUCUUUCCAGGUCUUGGUCCUCUGUCGGUUCUUUUUCUCUGCGGCCACCGGGAGAACCCCCCCGACGUCCGUCGACUGCUGCGCAUGCAUCGGCGUUCCAGAGGACGAAUCGUCUCCCCGCGCAGGCGAUCCUUCCUCCCUUCCCUUCCCUGCCUUCGGCGUGCCCAGCGUCGCCGCCUCCAAAUCUGCUUCGCCUCCGAGAAGUUCAAGUCGCCGGCAUUUGCAGCCAACUCGCUCAAAAGGCCACGAACGCGCGCGUGUCUCCGGCCGCUAUCGACCAGGACUAUGCUGGGUGGCUGAGACUGCCUUCCUUUUCCUCUUCUCUCGCGUCUUCUGUGCGUGGAGAGCAGGGAGAGAAGACGGAAGGCGCGUGCAAGGGCAAAGAGCGCCUGUCUGUUUCGCGUGCAGGAUCUUCCGAGAGCGCAGCGAAGCGUUCGCUGCCGUCGAUGGAGGAGGAGGUGUACGUGUCUCGCCACACCCUCACGCAGUCUUGUGCAACGCAGCUUUCCAUGCUCCGCGACCAGACAGGCCAACGUGUGAACAUUCAAGCGCAGCUGAUGGAGCAGAUCGUCGCGGGGGCGAUGCCGCGACAAGUUUUUGAACACUUCUUCGGACAGGGCGUCCCGGUAGAAGCCAGCGUUUCGCGAUUUCUCGAAAAACGACGCAUGCAAAACACCACCCGACGCGUCAAAGAACACCUCGAGAAGAAAGUCCCGGAGUUUUUUGCGUCGAAAGGCGUGCCGCUCGGGACGUGCUCGCCGUGCGCGCUCUUUCGGGCAGCGUUUUGCUACUUGGCGCAGAUUUCCAACGCUGCGGCGCGUAAGGGACAGAACCGCCGUCGCUCCGCGGAGACGGCUCUACCGACUCCCGUGCUGCCAUCUUCUUCUUCUUCUGAAUCCUUCGCGUCGCUCUUCACCUCGGCCUCUUUCGCGACGUAUCUCUCGCAGUCCGCUCUCUGCGACGCUCUCGAGAAGCUGCAGUGGUGGCCGAAAGAGGUGAACGACUUCGACAAGAAAGAGGUGUUGCUUUCGCUCGCUCUCGCGGACGAGUGCGCGCACGGGAAGGCUGCUCUGGCGCGCGACCGGCUGCUUCCCCAGGGCGUCACGGAGCGCGGGUGGAUCCUCGGAUUCCUCACGCUGCCUUUCAAUCUCCCAGACUGGCCCGUGACUCUGGACCUGCUUCCUGCAGAUCCAGGCCGCAGCUCGGCCUUGCCUUUCCUUUCCGCCGUCGCGUCUCCUGCCUCUUCUCGCCUCCGGUGUACGCCCUACCUGCUUGUGCAUGCGCCGAAGGACUGUGCUCGCCUCGACGCGACGUGCUUUUGCGGAUUUCUACACCUCUGUCGGGUGGCGCUCCUCAUUUGCUCGGCGUUCGGCGAGAAAGUUUCCGAGCACUUUCCUUCGCUUUUGCGGCGUCUCUCUGAGAAAGGCGAGUCUCCGGAGUCGGGACCGGAGACGGAUCGGAAACUUGCGACGCCUCACAAAGCGACGCUCCGCGAGGAAGAACGCGGCGGCGAGACGGAGAAGAAGCUGCUGCCGUGUCCGUUGGAAGUCUCUGCGUACGCGCUGUCGGAGUUGACGCUCGUGGGGCCGCGAAGAGAGAAGGAGGUGCGGGGGAGGCUGAGUUCCCGAGACAAGGAGGAGAAGAAGAAGUCCAAACAGGCGAUGGGAGGCGCACCGCGGCAUGCAGACGCCGGCGCACAGGAAGAGAGCAAGGCCAGCAAACGGAAAAGAUGCAAAAUCCCAGCGUGGCAUUUGUGCCAGGAUGUGCUCCUCAGCCGUCUCGUCUCCCUCGAGGAGUUGCAAGUGAGUUUGGAAUUGCUGUGCCCUGCCUCGUGGGUUGUUGCGGCGCUUCACUUUGUGGUGGGCGUCGCUUCGCGCUCUCUUUCACCAGCUGAAUGGCUGGCCCUCCUUCAUCCGUGCUCGCCCCUCGCGGCUCCUCUGGAAAUCGAAGAACUCGUCACGCGCUUCGAUCUCAAACACCCUCUCCCUUCCUUCGCUUCGUCCUCCACUUCGUCCUCUUCUCCCUCCUUCAUCAAAACCAACUUCCUCUCCUUCUUCUCUCUCGCGUCGCGCUCUUCCUCGUCUUUUUCGGGAGAUUCGCGAGUCUGCUGGUCGUGUGGAGAGAAGGGAGUCGCGGACGAAGAGAGGCCGAAGACGACUGAGGACGGCCUGCCUGCAGGAGAGAAGAAACCUGUCUCUGCGCCUCGUCGAGACUCGGGCACCGAGCGCAGUGCGGACACGCAGAGUCGCCUAGGUUUGCAGUGGCUGUCCUUCGAGAAGGGAAAAGGCGAGAAGAACAACUCAAGGAAACGCGGAACGCGCUUUUCGCUCCCUGCGUUUGCGAGGGCGGAGGACGACUCCGCGCAGAACCGAGAAGCUGAGCGCGCAAAAGACGAUGCAGAGCUCGGCAAACUGUCGGCGGCACUGCCGUUCUUCUCGCUGCUCUCCGAGGAAGACCAGGCAGUCCUCCUCGAGAAGGAGAAAGUGUACAGACAAACGCGCCGCUGGCUCGGCGCCUUCCUCGCCGAAUGCGCGAACUCGGAAACCACUCGGAAAGCUCUCGACCGCCUCGCCGUCGCAGCAGUCAGCGCCUCCGCCAUCGAACCUGGAAUGCCGCACGGGGGCGGCCCCGCUCUCCUGCCUCUCGUCACCGCCGGCGGAUCUUGUUGCUUCGACGUGUACGCGCUCCAAGCUUGCGCCAAAGUCUUCUUCGCUGUAGUCACCAAAUGCAAUCUCUUCUCGCUCCUACACGACCUCCUUUGA